CGCGCCCCGGUUGCCUCUGGAACAAGCGGCGUGCACAGCUGUCUUCCGUCGGGCGCGGGCCGGCCGCCCGGCCUGCUGCCCUCUCUCCCGCCUCCCGCCCCAGAAAUUAUCUCAAGCGUUGCCAGUUUGAUUCCAGAGCCCCACUCGGCAGUGGACGGAGCAGACCUCUCGGCAGCAGCGUCGUGAGGACUUAGCUGGGACCUGGAAUCGUAUCCUCCUGUGUUUUUCAGACUCCUUGGAAAUUAAGGAAUGCAAUUCUGCCACCAUGAUGGAAGGAUUGAAAAAACGUACAAGGAAGGCCUUUGGAAUACGGAAGAAAGAAAAGGACACUGAUUCGACAGGUUCACCAGAUAGAGAUGGAAUUCAGCCCAGCCCACAUGAACCACCCUACAAUAACAAAGCAGAGUGUGCGCGUGAAGGAGGAAAAAAAGUUUCGAAGAAAAGUAACGGGGCACCAAAUGGCUUUUAUGCAGAAAUUGAUUGGGAAAGAUACAACUCCCCUGAGCUGGAUGAAGAAGGCUAUAGCAUCAGACCCGAGGAACCCGGCUCUACCAAAGGAAAGCACUUUUAUUCUUCGAGUGAAUCGGAAGAGGAAGAAGAAUCACACAAGAAAUUUAAUAUCAAGAUUAAGCCAUUACAAUCUAAAGACAUUCUUAAGAGUGCUGUGACCGUGGAUGAGCUGAAGGCAUCGAUCGGCAACAUUGCACUUUCCCCAUCACCAGUGAGGCGCAGCCCGGGUGCAAUUAAAAGGAACUUAUCCAGUGAAGAAGUGGCAAGACCCAGGCGUUCCACACCAACUCCAGAACUUACGAGCAAAAAGCCUCCAGAUGACACUACGGCCCUUGCUCCCCUCUUUGGUCCUCCAUUAGAAUCAGCUUUUGAUGAACAGAAGACAGAAGUUCUUUUAGAUCAGCCUGAGAUAUGGGGUUCAGGCCAACCAAUUAAUCCAAGCAUCGAGUCGCCAAAGUUAACAAGGCCUUUUCCCACUGGAACACCUCCACCACUGCCUCCCAAAAAUGUACCGGCCACCCCGCCCCGAACAGGUUCCCCGCUAACAGUUGCACCAGGAAAUGACCAGUCAGCCACAGAGGUCAAAAUUGAAAAACUACCAUCAAUCAAUGACUUGGACAGCAUUUUUGGCCCAGUGUUGUCCCCCAAGUCUGUUGCUGUUAAUGCUGAAGAAAAGUGGGUCCAUUUUUCUGAUACGUCCCCGGAACAUGUUACUCCAGAGUUGACUCCAAGGGAAAAGGUGGUGUCCCCACCAGCUGCAUCAGACAACCCAUCUGACUCCCCAGCUCCAGGCCCCCCGGGCCCUCCGGGCCCCCCAGGCCCCUCAGGACCCCCUGGUCCUCCUCGCAAUGUACCAUCGCCGCUCAAUUUAGAAGAAGUCCAGAAGAAAAUCGCUGAGCAGACCUUCAUUAAAGAUGAUUACUUAGAAACAAUCUCAUCUCCCAAAGAUUUUGGGUUGGGACAGAGAGCAACCCCACCUCCCCCACCACCACCCACCUACAGGACUGUGGUUUCAUCCCCUGGACCUGGCUCGGGCAGUGGUACGGGGACCACCAGUGGUGCAUCAUCCCCUGCUCGACCAGCCACUCCCUUGGUUCCUUGCAGUAGCACCACCCCUCCACCGCCUCCUCCCCGGCCUCCAUCUCGGCCAAAGCUACCUCCAGGAAAACCUGGAGUUGGAGAUGUGCCCAGACCUUUUAGCCCUCCCAUACAUUCUUCCAGUCCUCCUCCGAUAGCACCCCUUGCCCGAGCUGAAAGUACUUCUUCAAUAUCGUCCACCAAUUCCCUGAGUGCAGCCACCACUCCCACAGUUGUGUCAGAAGAUGAUGUUUUUUAUGACAAACUGCCCUCGUUUGAAAGGCGCUGUGAAACGCUGGCAGAGAAUGAACAGCCUUCCCUCGUUUGGUUUGACAGAGGAAAGUUUUAUUUGACUUUUGAAGGUUCUUCCAGGGGACCCAGCCCCCUGACCAUGGGAGCCCAGGACACCCUCCCCGUUGCAGCGGCAUUUACAGAAACAGUCAAUGCCUACUUCAAAGGAGCAGAUCCAAGCAAAUGUAUCGUGAAGAUUACUGGAGAGAUGGUGUUGUCUUUUCCUGCCGGCAUCACCAGACACUUUGCCAACAAUCCAUCGCCAGCUGCUCUGACUUUUCGGGUGAUAAAUUUCAGCAGGUUAGAACACGUCCUGCCAAAUCCCCAACUUCUCUGCUGCGAUAACACUCAAAAUGAUGCCAAUACCAAGGAAUUCUGGGUAAACAUGCCAAAUUUGAUGACUCACUUAAAGAAAGUGUCGGAACAAAAACCCCAGGCUACAUAUUAUAACGUGGACAUGCUCAAGUAUCAGGUGUCUGCCCAGGGCAUUCAGUCCACACCCCUGAACCUGGCAGUGAACUGGCGGUGUGAGCCGGCAAGCACUGACCUGCGCAUAGAUUACAAAUACAAUACGGAUGCAAUGACAACUGCGGUGGCCCUCAACAACGUGCAGUUCCUGGUCCCCAUAGAUGGAGGGGUAACCAAGCUCCAGGCCGUUCUCCCACCAGCAGUCUGGAAUGCUGAACAACAGAGAAUAUUGUGGAAGAUUCCUGAUAUUUCUCAGAAGUCAGAAAAUGGAGGGGUGGGUUCUUUAUUGGCAAGAUUUCAGUUAUCUGAAGGCCCAAGCAAACCUUCCCCAUUGGUUGUGCAGUUCACAAGUGAAGGAAGCACCCUUUCUGGUUGUGACAUUGAACUUGUUGGAGCAGGGUAUCGGUUUUCACUUAUCAAGAAAAGAUUUGCUGCAGGAAAAUACUUGGCAGAUAACUAAUAAAAUCAUAUUCAAGGAUUUGGAGGAUUCAUAUAAUGGAGAACUGUUGUAUGAGAAACAGGUUUUAAUUUUGGUUUGAUGAAAACAAACCAAAAUCUGCACUCGGGAUAUAUCUGCUGGAAAUGUCAGUGAUUUUCAGCAAUGAUUUCCCUCACACAAUACCAUGGUGACCAGUCUUACAGUAUUUACUUCUAGGUGUAAUAUUGUUAAUGGUUUUAAAAUGUAAUUAUUGUAUUUGUAAAUUGUACUCAUUCCAGUAAGGCCGUUAGACACUUGAGUUUUAGCAUUUUACCAUUCCUGAAAUGGAUGUAAUUUCAACUGUGGUAUGUAAAUUUAAUAGUAGUACUGUUGAAUGGCACAAUGCUUACAGAGGUAGAUUGCAUUUUGUCAAUAUAUAAAAUUUAAAUAUAAUAUUGAUAGCUGUCAUAAAGGGGGUGCCACAUACAAAGAAAAUUAAGUGGAACCAGGAAAAAAAAAACUUCCUUUUCUUCAAUCCUUAGUAUGUUUUACUCUAGUGCUAAAUAAAAAUUCUAUCUUCAAAUA
Molecule: messenger RNA, 3349 nt
Organism: Prionailurus viverrinus (fishing cat)
Lineage: Eukaryota; Metazoa; Chordata; Mammalia; Carnivora; Felidae
Gene: SGIP1
Product: SH3GL interacting endocytic adaptor 1
Exons: 26
Coding region: 266-2806 (846 amino acids)
Biological process (GO): clathrin-dependent endocytosis; synaptic vesicle endocytosis; clathrin coat assembly
Cellular component (GO): clathrin-coated pit; cytoplasm; plasma membrane
Source: RefSeq, a predicted model, not a curated record